UGGUUGAGUUCGCAUCGUGUAUAUUUUAUAAAAAUAAAUUUCGAAUUAAAUAAAAUAUAAACACAAAAAAUCGAGGGAAAACUUAAAAAAAAAAAGCAACAUUUUGUGUUUUUUUUUUGUUGUUUUUGAAAAUUAUCUUUUCGCUUAUAAUUUUUCAAAUAAAAAUUUAUUUUGGAGAAGAAAUUCAAAAAAAAAAAUAAAAUAAAAGACCCGUUCGUUACAUAAAAAUGAAAAAAAUACGGUUGUUAAUUCUGUUAAAAAAAAAUUAAGAAAAUUUGCUAAAAAAAUAAUUUUUAAUUGAAGUGCGAAAAAAUGAUCCGUUCUUUAUUGUUGUAAAAUAAAUAUCCAAAAAAAAAAAAUUUGAAAUAUAAAGUGCUAGUGUACUUAACAGGCAUAAGGUAUAACAGAUUUUAUACAAGUAGUAUAAUGGUUUCCAAAUUCUUGUAUUGAAAGUAAUAAAAAAAAUUCAAAGUUAAAAUUAUUUAUUGAGUAAUAAUAAAAAAAGGGUAACAAAAAAAAUAAAAAAACAGAGCAAAUGUUUAUUGAAAAAAUUGUCAAAAUAUUUUACGAAAUUUAAUUUUUAAGAAAACGAAUGUCAAACACACAUGCAUACAUAGCACACAUUUAUACGUAAAAAUCGAAUGAAAAUAUGUGAAUUAGUGGAAAAAUUAUUAAAAAAUAUUUUCAAAAGUUAAAAUAUUUUUAAUAAUAAUUAAUUGUAUUUCCAAAAAUGAGUUAAAAUUUAAAUAAUAAUUUAAAUAAUUAUGAAAUCAACUUGAGAAAACAAAAAUCGAAAUUAAAACAAAAAAAAUUUCUUAAACGAAACCAAAACUUAAAAAUUUAAAAAAAAAAAAAUAAUCCUGAAUUUUUUAUUUUGGUUAUACCUACAUACAUACAGACCUACCAAUUUUAAAGUGAAACCAUUAUGGAGUCUAGGCUACAAAGUAAUGAAAUAAGGAUACCAAAACGUUUUAUAACAUCAACAUCAUCUACAUCAUCAUCUGCCGCUACAAUUUUAUCAAACUGUAACAAUUCAAGUUUAACUUCAACAACUGGUAUACAAUCAUCAUCAUCAUCAUCUAUAAUACCAACAUCAGUAGCAACAACCAGUUAUCUUGCCAUUAAUUUAUCAAAUUCAGGAAAUAAUUCAUCAAAAACAUCCACCGGUAAUAUAAAUACUAACAGUAAUACAAAUAAUAUUAUUAGUAAUAAUACCAAUAAUAUUUUAAAAUCAACAAUAAUUACAUCAAAUAAUAUUGGUUCUGUAUCAUCAUUAUCAUCAAAAAAUUAUCAAACAGCUCCUAAUAAUAUUAAUAACAAAACAAUGGAAUAUUUAAAUUUUAAAUCAGAUAUUUUAACAAAAUUAUCAACAGAUAAAAUUAUAACAACAUUAGCAACAUCUGGAAUAGGUACAACAAAAACAACAGUACCAUCAAAUAUAUUAUUAUCAUCAACAACAUCAUCUCCAUUAUCAUCAUCAUCAUCAUCAUCGUCAACAACACCGGCAUCAAAUAAUAUAACAAUACUUCCUGAUUUUGAUUUAGAUACACCAUGUCAAUAUUUUAAAAGUUCUUUUGCACGUUCACUUUCAUUAGCUGGUUCUAAUCCAGUUGGCAGUGUUGGCGGUAGUGAUAUUAUAACAAAUUGUAAUACAACAAAUCAAACAAAAUCAUUAGAUUUUGGUAUAAAUUUUAAUUUAUCAAGAAAUUCAUCAAUUACUGAAGAAACAACACAACAAUUAUUAAUAAGUCAACAAAAUAUAACAUCAUCAUCAUCAACAAUGUUAUCACCACCUCCAUUACCAGUAAUAACAACAACUUCAUCAUCAGGAUUAAUAUUUAGUACAUUUCAUGAUAAUUUACAUUAUAAUACAUUGAUUCAACAACAACAGCAACGUAAUAAAAUUAAUCAAAAAAUAAUGUCUUCAACAAAUAAUGAUUCAUUAGAUUCAAAUAUUAGUAAUGGUAUCAAUGGAACAGAUAUAUCUAAUGGAACUAUAAAUAAUUCUACUACCAACAAUAUUAUUACUAAUAACAAUAGUACAUCAUUAUGCAGUAGCCCUAGAAAAAUGAAAUUUUUGAAUAGUACUACAAAUAAUAAUAUAAAUAGUAACAACAAUAACAAUAAUAAUAGUAAUACAAGUAACAGCAAUUUAAAUAGUAAUAACAGUAAUGUCUGGUCUACUUCAACAACAUCAUCAGCAUCAUCACCAUUAUCAACAGUAUCGCCUUCAUGCAAUAAUUCAGUAUCUUCGUUAAGAAAACAGAAUUUCAACCGGCGUAGUUUGGAUUCUUCUGAAAUAGAGCUUUUAAGACUGAGAAAGUUGUUGGUGUUCAAUUUAACCCAUUUGUUUGUUGUUGUUUUUGUUACAAUUUGGCAUAACAAAGUUGGUAAAAUUUCAUACAAAUAA
This is a messenger RNA of Condylostylus longicornis, 2410 nucleotides long. Its product is annotated as GATA zinc finger domain-containing protein 8-like. The record is from RefSeq and is a predicted model, not a curated record. The transcript is spliced from 3 exons. Bases 926 to 2410 code for a protein of 494 amino acids. NCBI's taxonomy places the organism in Eukaryota, Metazoa, Arthropoda, Insecta, Diptera, Dolichopodidae.